Molecule: messenger RNA, 1773 nt
Organism: Aspergillus tanneri
Lineage: Eukaryota; Fungi; Ascomycota; Eurotiomycetes; Eurotiales; Aspergillaceae
Product: cytochrome P450
Exons: 5
Coding region: 1-1773 (590 amino acids)
Molecular function (GO): heme binding; monooxygenase activity; iron ion binding
Source: RefSeq, a predicted model, not a curated record
AUGAUCUACGAAAAUUGCAAUAUCCCUGUCAUAGUGUCCCCUAAGCUAUCUACUGAGCAGGUUGCUAAAAGCCAUCUUGCUCUCAGACGGAGUCUUCUCUCGGAUAUUGACGAAGUAGAGAAUAUGGAGCUGAUUAUACAACACAUCGGUCCUUUGACCCUAAUAACGUGGGCGGGAUGCCUGAUAUUGCUACACGUAUGGACAGGAUACCUGCUAGGUCACCCCCAGGAAGGUGCAAUGCUAAUUGAGCUGACACAGGGGCCGCUGGUCGCCAAAUUUACCGACGCCUAUGCUGCUUACCACUCUUGGAAAGGCAGCAUUCAUCUGGACAUUAGCCGAUGCCAUGAAAAAUACGGGGACUUUGUUCGCUAUGGCCCAAACCGAAUCUUAGUGAACUCCGCUGCCGGUCUGAAGGACAUAUACGGCCACGGCAAAAACGUUCGAAAGUCCCCAGCAUACCGAGCCCUUAUACAUCGUGUCCCCAGUACAUUCACCCUAGUCGACAAAAGGGAGCAUAGCUGGAAACGCCGAAUCUUGGCACAGGGAUUCACAACUUCCACACUGCGAGAUCUGGAGCCGCACAUAUUGGGCAAGAUCGAUAGAUUUUGUAAAUGCAUGCUUGAGCAUGGUGAGGGUCGCCCCCAACAAGGCGGGUGGUCCAGCCCACAGAAUCUCUCGGAUUGGUGUUCAUACCUCAGCUUCGAGAUUAUGGCCAGUGUAGUUUUCGGUCAGAAAUAUGACAUGCUGGGAAGCGAAGAACACCGACAUCUGAUCAAAGAUAUCCAGAAAAGUAAUAUCCGGGUGUCUGUUCUGUACAACUACAUAACAUUAAGAUCCUUGCACUUGGACCGACUCCUAUUCCCAGAGUCUAUGAAAGGACGGCGUACGUUUCUACAUUACAUAAACCUCUUCCUCACCCAUAGCAGUGCUAGGGGUCAACUAUCCUCAGGGCACUCUUCGAACUUGUUUCACCUUCUAAAGACUUUUCGCGACCCUGAAUCAGGGAGACAGUUCCAUGCGGCUGAGCUACGGGCCGAAGCAGCUACUCUUAUUGCAGCAGGUAUGGAAACCUAUGUGUUUCGAGGCUCGUAUCGAACCAAAUAUAUAGACGCUGACACUUGUAUUAUGAAACCCGAAGGCCUUGAGACAACAUCGAGUGCAAUGGCAGCCACGUUCUUCUAUCUUUCCCACUUUCCAGUGGUGCAAAGCACACUGGCCGAAGAAAUUCGCACAACAUUUGACUCCGUUGACUCUAUUCACAUGGGGCCGCAACUGAAAUCUUGCCGAUAUCUGGAUGCUUGUAUAUAUGAAAGCCUCCGCAUGUCUCCACCCGUAUCCUCGCCAACAUGGCGGCAGGUCGAAAACAGAGGAGCCCUGAUUGAUGGCCGGUUCCUAGAGCCCGGCUGCGAUGUUGGAACCAGCAUCUACGCUAUCCACCACAACCCGCGCAUCUUCCAGGACCACGGCACUUUCGAUCCAUCUCGGUGGUUGGAGCCGGACAGUCGAGCCAUUCGGGCUGCUUUCGCACCGUUCUCUAUUGGACCGAGAGCAUGUGUUGGAAGGUCGCUUGCACUAGCAGAGUUGGCCAUGGUAGUUGCUUCUGUGGUGUGGAGAUAUGAUCUCAGGCUGGCCGAUGGCAGUCUUGGUAGAGUUGGGGAAGGUGGGAAAGAGCUCGGAAGGGGUCGCGAAAGGGUCCAGGAGUUCCAACUCUACGACCACAUCGCAGCUGCUACCGAUGGACCGUAUGUCGAAUUCCGUGCCCGCGAGGCGUAA